AUGUUCCGUGCGUUGCAAUCGGUUCGCUCUCUCUCAACCUCUGUGGUCAACAAGCAGGACCUCGUACAGCAGGCUUUCAUAAAGAAGAUUCGUGAGUAUGCUCAGAAAGGUGGAGACCUUUCCAGCUCGGAUCCUGCUGUUAAGAAAGCCCUCACCGACGAGCUGAACCGACUUGCUGCCAAGUUCCAGCUAGCUAAUUCUGAUGUUGUUGGCAAACUUCCCACCAGCUUUGAAACCCCGAAGGUUGACUCGUCUGUGCAACAGCUUUUGGAAGCUCUUCGUCGCAGGAGUGCCGAUGUCUGCCCUGCAGAUGCGAUACUAAGACAGCUUCUUCCUAGUAUAGAUAUGGGCGCUGGUCCACUUGUUGUAGAAUUGGUUGCAGUGUUCAUCCUGACAGCACUACUUUUGAAUAAGUAUGCUGACUGGCGUCGUCACCAAUUUAUCGUCACACUGUCAACGUUCAUUGGUUGGUACUUCUCCUUUAUAAUUAUUUUCGUACUUCCGCUGGAUGUUGCGAUUACGUUCUACAACAGGUGUGAAGUUGAGCAUGAUCGGGCGUUGAAUACAACAGGUUUAGAAUCCAGUUACUGCGAACAACCUGGAGGCUACGUUCCUGAUGCUGUUCUUCUUUGCCUUAUGGAGGAUAGUAUAUUGGACUGCACAAAUUCUUACUUGGUCUGUAUGCUUCUGCUAUAA
This is a messenger RNA of Cooperia oncophora, 696 nucleotides long. The record is from the annotation of a GenBank genome assembly. NCBI's taxonomy places the organism in Eukaryota, Metazoa, Nematoda, Chromadorea, Rhabditida, Trichostrongylidae.